Molecule: messenger RNA, 1302 nt
Organism: Drosophila innubila
Lineage: Eukaryota; Metazoa; Arthropoda; Insecta; Diptera; Drosophilidae
Product: putative inorganic phosphate cotransporter
Exons: 4
Coding region: 1-1302 (433 amino acids)
Biological process (GO): transmembrane transport; monoatomic anion transport
Cellular component (GO): plasma membrane
Molecular function (GO): transmembrane transporter activity
Source: RefSeq, a predicted model, not a curated record
AUGGAAAUCUUACCUGAUUUUGAAUUCGACUGGACGGCGGCGGAGAAAUCUUACAUAAUCUCUAGCUUCUAUUGGGGCUACAUCUUCACCCAAUUCAUGGGUGGAUAUCUGUGCAAAUUAUUUGGCGUAAAGAGGGUAAUGAUCUGGGCGACCUUCUGCUCGGGUGUUUGCAGUGCCGUGACACCCCCUUUAAUAAAUUGGGGUGGAUGGAGAGCCUACUGUGGCAUCCGUCUGAUCAUGGGCUGUGUUCAGGGCGUAGUUUUCCCCAGCAUUUAUCAGCAUUUGGCACGCUGGUCCCCGCUCGAAGAACGCAAUCGCCUGGGUGCAUUAAGUUAUACGGGAGUUGACUGCGGAAAUGUGUUGUCCAUGUAUGUAAGUGGCAUGAUUGCCAGGAGUCCGAUGGGUUGGCCGGGGAUCUCGUAUAUCUCUGCUGCAGUUGCCUUUGCCUGCUGCACCCUGUGGAUCAUCUUUGGAUCGAAUAAUGCCCACGAAUCUCGUUUUAUUGGUGAAGCCGAGAGGAAUUAUAUAGAAACAUCCCUUCAACAUAGUGAAAACUUUCACAAGGCUAUUAUUCCCAUACCCUGGCGAGCUAUUUUUACCUCUGUUCCUUUCCUGGCUCUUCUCGUCACCCGAUGUGCUGAUAUUUAUGGCUUCAGUACUCUUCAGGCGGAGAUUCCCGCUUACAUGAAUGGAGUUCUACAAAUGGAUAUCACGGACAAUGCUCUGUUUUCGGCGCUGCCUUUCGUGGCCUCAUGGACCAUGUCCUAUGUGUUUAUGAUUGCCUCUGACAUACUUCUCAAAAAUAAAUGGUUAUCCUUGACAUCAAUAAGAAAGACCAUGAGUUCUUUUGCAUUCUGGAUACCGGCUGCCACAUUUAUUGUCAUUGGUUUUCUGGAUGUGGAUCAGAAGACAUGGGCAAUUGUCUUGAUGACCCUCAGCGUGGGAUUCUGCACUGGCUCCGUGAUUGGCAGCUGUUUCAACAUCAUUGACCUGUCACCCAACCAUGCCAGUAUCCUUAUGGGCAUAAUCAAUACUGCGUGCAGUGGGAUGUCUCUUGUCACCCCUUUGAUAGCAGGUGCAAUUGUCACAGACAAGGGUGACCGCUCACAAUGGCAAAUAGUUUUUAUAAUCACCUCCGUGAUAUAUAUUGUGAUUAAUUGUAUAUUUUUAACAUUUGGCACUGCCGUGACACAGCCCUGGGACGCUGAAGACUUUCUGCUAGCUCCGCAUCCUGACCUGGCGAAACCAUCCUCAAUAACUACAAAACUCAAAAAUAAGGCGAUCAGCAAUUAUUCACGAUAG